Messenger RNA from Prorocentrum cordatum, 509 nucleotides. NCBI's taxonomy places the organism in Eukaryota, Dinophyceae, Prorocentrales, Prorocentraceae. The record is from the annotation of a GenBank genome assembly.
CAUCCUCCCCCCUCUCAGGAUGCUAGGUGGCGCACGGCAGGGCCCGCCGCGGCUGCCCGGACGAGUGCGGCCGCCGGGCACGAGGAGGACGCUAGCUGGCGUACCGCCGGGCCCGCCGCGGCUGCCCGGGCGGGUGCGGUCGCCGGGCACGAGGGGGACGCCAGCUGGCGCACCGCCGGGCCCGCCGCGGCUGCCCGGGCGGGUGCGGUCGCCGGGCACGAGGGGGAGGGGCUCGCCCUCGUCGACCGCGGCAGCGUGCUCUGCGCGAACCCCACGUGCCGGUUCCUGGUGCACACGGACUCCUGCUUCGGCGGCUACUGCUGCCGGAGGUGCCACUGGAUCCACGAGACGGGCCACACGGAUCACCACGACAGGCAUGGUUGCCGCUGCCAGCGGCAGCCCGCCGGGCCGGGCGCCCCGAGGGCUGCGCCGAUGCCGCCCCACGAGGUGUACAGCCUCUUCGGGUCGAUCUGACGUCGCGCCCGCGGGCUCGGUGGAGGAGGAGGAGG